This is a messenger RNA of Penicillium hordei, 804 nucleotides long. RefSeq lists its product as uncharacterized. The transcript is spliced from 3 exons. Gene Ontology annotation, molecular function: oxidoreductase activity. The coding region runs from base 1 to 804 and encodes 267 amino acids. NCBI's taxonomy places the organism in Eukaryota, Fungi, Ascomycota, Eurotiomycetes, Eurotiales, Aspergillaceae. The record is from RefSeq and is a predicted model, not a curated record.
AUGAGAGUGCAAGAUAGAACAUUUAUUAUCUCCGGCGGAUCCUCCGGGCUGGGCCUGGCAACUACCACAGGCUUAGUUCACAAUGGGGCAUAUGUUGCUGUCUUUGAUCUUACUGAACCUGCCAAAGCCAUCGUGGAGAAACUCCCACCCAAUCGGGUGAAAUUCUACCCAGUAGAUAUUGCAUCCACGACAAGUGUUGCAGACGCAGUGCAAGAUACUGUCAAAUGGAGUAAUGAGACCCACGCCCCCUUAGGGGGCACUGUUUGCUGCGCAGGUGUUCUUGCCCCAGGAAUGAUAAUCAACUCUUCUUUCGAGCCGUUGGCUCUUUCAACUAUCCAAAAUGCCAUCAACAUCAAUCUUGUCGGAACCCUCAAUCUUAUCCGUCUCGUGGUCUCCCAGCUUGCCCAGUUACCCGAAUCAAUCGACCCUGGGAACGAAUAUGAACGAGGGGUCGUCGUCAUGGUGUCUUCGGCUGCGGCAUACGAUGGACAGCCGGGCCAAGUGGCAUAUUCAGCUACGAAAGGGGCCAUCCGGUCACUUACACUACCCUUGGCACGAGAUCUGAGUCGAUAUGGGAUCAGAGCUGUCUCUAUUGCUCCUAGUCUCUUCUCCACUGCUAUGACCGCGAAGGGGAAACUGCCUGAAAAGGCACGACAGACGAUCGAGCGCAACUUUGAAUGGCCGAAACGAGCGGGAAAGCCCGACGAGUUUUCAGAGUUUGUUCUAGAAAUAUGUCGGAACCGGAUGCUUAAUGGAUGUUGUUUGAGGCUUGAUGGGGCAAUGAGGUUACCUUCUAAAUUGUGA